UGCAUGGUAUCUAAUGGGCUAACCGCUAACCAUAAAAUAAAAGAGUUGAAUGGGCCUGAUCUACAUGGGAUUUGGUCAUCAAGUAAAACAAAUGAACAUCAUGGGUUUGCCAUUCUAAAACAAGCUAUUUUCUCUGGCAUAAUAUAUAUUAUGCUAUUAUUUUAUAUCUUAGUGGCUAAAAUAUAAUGUAUUUUAAAGUUAUUCAAUGGUUCAACCUCGACCAACCCAAUUAGUCCAAUUUUUAUCAUUUCAAAUAUAUAUUUUAUAAUUAUUUGACAUCAUAAUGAUCAAAUUAUAGUGUAUUUUAUAGGGAAUCGUUUGGUAUUUGUUAGUAAAAAACUAAACAUAAAAAUCUAUUUGGUUAUUUUAAACAUUAAAACGAUCCUCAACAUUUUCAGUUCCUUUUGAAUUUAUAUGGUUUUAUUCCCGAAUAAGUGAUGUGCAAAUGGCGAAUUGUAGUCGUCUUUUUUCUUUCACUAUUUUUUUAUUUUCAAAUAGAAAGUUUAAAAGUAAAGAAUAAUUAGAAUUUGGCAUGGGUCGGUCAAACAGGUUGAAUUUCAAGUUUUGGCCCAUUUGUUUUAUGCAUUGCAAAUUUAUUAGCAUGUUGAUGGAAAUGGCUUGGAAAAAAAACAUAUAAGUUGUAUCUUUGCAGAAAUGUCCUCAAAUGUUUGAAUGCUUUGUGAAUCAGGUUCUGUGACUUUUGUGAUGGUGUAUGUGCUUGACGAUUGCUCGAUGUUGUAACUUCUUAAUUUAAGAGUAAAUCUUUUGACUUUUCCUAUGAGUUGUGAUACCAGUUCUAGUGGUUGCAGCAUGUUGUCGUUGUUGGCCUGUAAAAGUUGUUUCGCCGUGAUGCUAAAUACCUUUCCUUCUUUUUUAACAAAUUGUGUAGUAGUGCUAUGAAACAGACCACCCAUGAACGCUACGCUUAUUAUGUUCUGUUCUUACUUCCGGUGGUGAGAAAUUGUGAAUUGAAACCGAAUGAAUUUAAACUUGAAAGAUUCUACUCCAUCUUUAACCAAUCGAGUUGUAACCAAAUUAUUGUCAAUUUCAUACGAGUUGAAUUAACGUAAUUCAUUCGAAUUUAAACUUGAAAGAUUCAACCCGGACUUUAACCAAAUUAUAGUCAAUCCAAGUCUAUCUUAAACACACUCAUAAGAUUACUAAAGAGCAUGUCACAAAACACAAAUUUGUAAUAAAAUAUUGAGUUACCAGAAAAUGGCAUCGCGUGCACAUAGCAUAACAACAACAGUUGUUAAUGAUGAGACGGGGAAAUAAUGAAAGCAAAGAAAACAGGACGGAACAGAACAUGAGAGGAGCUUGGGAGGGAGAAAGUAAAGAAUGACGUUGGAUUGGAACGGAUGCUCUGCUCACCCAGGUGGGCUUCCCCCCUUUCACUUCUCCUUCUCUCUCUAGUAAGUUAGCCGUUUUCUUCAUCUUUAGCUUCUUUCUCCUCUCCUUCACUAAAACAACCUAAAGCAGAAAACUUCGAUGCCAUUACUACUUUCCCUCCUCUUCCAUUCUCCUCUCUCUCUCCUUUUUCCAAUAUAGAUACAUUACCCGCAUUUCCCUUUCACUCUACCUUUACAGGGAUAGAGAGACUCAGAAACCCCCAGAAGAGAAAAGGAAGGUCUUGACUGCCUCCUUUGAUCAUUAUUAGACAGAUAGAGACAUAGCAGCAGGGGGGAGUUGUUGGGAGAAAAGAUAAAAGAAAAGAAAAGAAAAGCUUUGAAUUUGAGAGGAGAAGAAAAGUUUGGCUCAUUGCUGUUGGAAUUUUUUGGGGGAAUGGGAUCUUCAUCAGGGCAAGGUUCAGGUGGUGGGUAUGAUCUAUCCUUCAAGAUCCUAUUGAUUGGAGAUUCUGGUGUGGGUAAAAGCAGCCUUCUUGUCAGCUUCAUUUCCAGCUCUGUUGAGGAUCUUGCUCCCACCAUUGGUGUGGACUUUAAGAUCAAGCAACUUACUGUAGCCGGGAAGAGAUUGAAGCUCACAAUUUGGGAUACUGCUGGGCAGGAGAGGUUCAGGACUCUAACCAGCUCUUACUACAGAAAUGCCCAAGGAAUCAUUCUUGUUUACGACGUGACUCGGAGAGAGACAUUCACAAACCUCUCAGAUGUGUGGGCUAAAGAAGUCGAGCUUUACUGCUCAAAUCAGGAUUGUGUCAAGAUGCUGGUUGGCAACAAAGUUGACAAAGAUUCUGAAAGGGCUGUAACCAGAGAAGAAGGCAUGGAGCUUGCCAAAGAGCAUGGGUGCUUGUUCCUUGAAUGCAGUGCUAAAACUAGAGAGAAUGUCGAGCAAUGCUUUGAGGAGCUCGCACUGAAGAUAAUGGAGGUUCCUAGUCUCUUGGAGGUAGGAGCUACAGCAGGAAAGAGGAACAUUCUGAAGCAGAAAUCAGAUCAACAAAGUCCUCAAAGCGGCGGCUGUUGCUCUUGAUGAUGAUGAUGAUGACGAUUGAUGGAUUUAUGUAUGAUGGGUCUGUUGUUUGUUUGUUGUUGAAUGUUUGACUCACUUUGACCCAAAAUCCAUCAAACUGAUUAAUGUAUAUGAGAUCAGGCAUUGCUGUCUCUAUUUCUUUCUCUGUGUGUGAUCUCAAGGGUGCCUUUUGGAGAGUUUCCGAUUAGUUUGUACCAUUGCCAAAAAGGAGGUUAGAGAGUGCACCAAGAGUAACAUAUACUAGAUUGUGUACAUUUGGUUGGUGAGUUCCACUUCUUGGUCAAUGCAUUCCAUUGAUUCAGUUAAUCCAUGUGCCAUGUUUCUUCCAUUUGAGUGGCCAUGGAACUCCCAUGAAUCAUGAGCUUCCUAGGACUUGCUACAAGCAUGUUAAGUGGAUGGUGGGCAACAACUCAUUCCAAUCUGUUGACGAACCAAUUUCGAAUGAAAACACAUUAUAAAU
Linum trigynum is the source of this 2884-nucleotide messenger RNA. Lineage: Eukaryota; Viridiplantae; Streptophyta; Magnoliopsida; Malpighiales; Linaceae. The record is from the annotation of a GenBank genome assembly.